Molecule: messenger RNA, 2434 nt
Organism: Sorghum bicolor (sorghum)
Lineage: Eukaryota; Viridiplantae; Streptophyta; Magnoliopsida; Poales; Poaceae
Exons: 1
Coding region: 23-2434 (803 amino acids)
Source: RefSeq, a predicted model, not a curated record
ACCGCCCCCACAGCUGGUGUCCAUGCCCAGCGACACCCUGAAUUUCUUCACCAACACCCUGCAAGGGAUCCAAAACCAGCUGUCUGUCCUCAACUUCCAGGUGGGUGAUCUCGCCACGCGUGUGGCUGUCAUCGACGGCCGGGAAUUGGCUUCGGGCCAGCACCUUCCCCAGAUUGCGCUGCCAGGGUUUGGCUCCAUGCCCGCCCUGACUGCGCCCUCCGCGUCGACACCCCAUGUGCCAGCGGCAUCUUCGGCGCCCGCGUCGACACCCCAUGUGCCAGCGGCAUCUUCGGCGCCCGCAGCAACAACAAUGGGUUCCCUGUCCUUUGGCUCGGUGCAGCCGACGUCCGCUGCACUAACAGCGGGGGUGCCAAUCAAUCAGAUCCGCUUCCCGGCUUCACCGUCUCCGAUCCCUUCACUGGAGACAAUCCUGAGGGGCGCACCAGCCAUGUCCUCAGCUCCGAUGGCAUCACCGUCACCACAUGUCAGCGUGUCCCCGGCACCGGAUGGUCACGUCGUCCCCAAGUACCACAAGCUUACGUUUCCCACCUUUGAUGGCAAGGAGGACCCGCUGGGGUGGCUGAACAAGUGUGAACAAUUUUUCAAUGGGCACCAGACGCGCCACACCGACCGAGUCUGGCUUGCAUCUUAUCACCUCACCGGGGUUGCCCAGCAGUGGUACCUCGUCCUUGAGGCUGACUCCGGUCGUCCACAGUGGGAGGAGUUCCGCACGUUGUGCCAUCAACGCUUCGGGCCGCCCCUCAGCACCAACCAUCUCUCAGAUCUCGCGCGCCUACCUUUCACCUCCACGGUGGAUGCCUACAUGGAGGCGUUCCAGGCUCGCGCAGCCCACGCCGGGCGUCUCUCUCCGGGCCAGAAGGCCAAGCUGUUCACUGGAGGCCUGCCCCAUCACAUCCGCGUCGAUGUCGAGCUCCACGACCCGCAGGACCUGCAGCGUGCCAUGUACUUGGCCCGCGCCUAUGAACGCCGGAACACACCGGCGCCCCUUGCCCUGCCGGCACCCCCGCGCCGCCGACCGACCAGCACCACUUCGACGCCGGCUGGCGCGGUGACCCAGGCGGAGAGCUCCUCAUCCUCAGCACCGCCGCGCCUCUUCAAGCGGCUCACCCCAGAUGAGAUGGCCGAGCGCCGAAAGCAAGGCCUUUGCUACAACUGUGAUGAGCCGUACGUCCGUGGCCACAAGUGUGCUCGGCUGUUCUUCCUGGAGGUCACCGAUUAUAUUGUGGAGGAGCCUGAAGAUACGGACAGCGGCAGUACGCAGCCGGCUGAGGACGCGCCCUAUGACACCGACAAGCCCCUGAUCUCCCUGUCCGCGAUCACCGGCAUUCGAGCGCACGAGACGAUGCAGCUCCGCGUACAUGUGGGUCCGCACGAGCUGACUGCGCUGCUGGAUUCGGGAUCCACUCACAACUUCAUCAGCAGCGCCGCAGCCCACCGCGCAGGUCUCCACUUCCAGGACAGCGAGGGGGCUCACGUCACGGUCGCCAACGGUGACCGCGUCCUGUGUCGCGGCCUCGCUCGCGGAGUCAACCUCCAGAUCGGCAUGGAGGUCUUCAAGGUCGAUUGCUACGCCAUUCCGCUGGACUCCUGUGACAUGGUCCUUGGCAUCGCCUGGCUACGCACACUCGGACCCAUCUUGUGGGACUUCGACAACCUGCGCAUGGAGUUCUCUCUACACGGCCGCCGAGUACAAUGGCGCGGCGAAGGGACGCCAUGCUCAGCAGCAGUACCAGCAGCAUCGGCCCCCAACACCCAGAGCCUGCAGAUCUUCUCGGCCAAGGGGACCGAGCCGGCCCUCCUCGAGCGCCUGCUGGACGCAUACGCUGACGUGUUCGCAGAGCCGGACGGGCUGCCACCAGCCCGCGACUGUGACCAUCGGAUCCACCUCAAGCCGGCCACGGAGCCCGUGGCGGUGCGCCCGUACCGCUACCCGCAGCUCCAAAAAGACGAGCUCGAACGCCAGUGCGACGCAAUGCUGCAGCAGGGCACGAUCCGUGCCAGCACCUCCCCGUUCUCAGCACCAGUUCUGCUGGUCAAGAAACAAGAUGGCUCGUGGCGCUUCUGCGUGGACUACCGCGCGCUCAACUCAGCCACCGUGAAGGACAAAUUUCCCAUACCAGUGGUCGAGGAACUUUUGGAUGAACUCCGUGGUGCUCGCUUCUUUACGAAGUUGGAUCUCCGCUCCGGGUACCACCAGAUUCGUGUACAUCCUGAUGACGUGGCCAAAACGGCGUUCCGAACCCACCACGGCCACUUUGAGUUCCUGGUCAUGCCGUUCGUCCUCUCCAACGCGCCGUCGACAUUCCAGGCCCUCAUGAACACGGUGCUGAAGCCCUUUCUUCGCCGAUGCGUGUUGGUGUUCUUCGACGACAUCCUGAUUUACAGCGCCACGUGGACUGAACACCUCCUCUAG